AUGAGGCAGACAGUAAAAGGAUACCAGGAAGGUGCUGGUGCAGGCGUCAGAUGUAAAUUGAACAGGGAGCGAAAACCCACGAUCGAAGCAACCAGCGCAAGAGCGACGAGAAGACUCUCAAGCAAGGUCAUAGGCACACGGCCAUACAACACUCAGCCACACAACACUCAGCCAUACAACACUCAGCCAUACAACACUCAACCAUACAAAACUCAGCCGUACAAUACUCAACCAUACAACACUCAACCAUACAACACUCAGCAUUCAGUAGGCCCAAAACGCUUGAUGAAUCUUCAGUCAAGCAGGGAAGAUUCUAGGCGUCUAUGUACAAGCCAGUUACAUGAGCCCACCGACAAGCAGACAUCUUUGGAUGAUAUUGGAAUGCCUGCCCGGCGCUACGGAGGAUCCUGGAGUAUCUCUCUCCCACUUGCUUCGACAAACAUAGCCGACGAGACGGAGCGCACGCUCGCUCACGAUUUGGCAAAUAUCUUUUGUGCAAUAAUCCCUGAUUCACUACGCCAAUGCCCAUUCAGUACCGACGUUGCGGACUUUUUCAACUGCACCGUGCUGCUAGCGAGUAGCACUUGGUUCGACGACAUUCACCCGGGAAAACAUCAACUACGGCCACCACAAUGUCAGAAAGCGACUGAGACAGAUACCAACGGCGUCGACGCACUAAGAAGAAGGAGAAGGUCUCAGAAUUGA
Messenger RNA from Didymella exigua CBS 183.55, 705 nucleotides. RefSeq lists its product as uncharacterized. The record is from RefSeq and is a predicted model, not a curated record. The coding region runs from base 1 to 705 and encodes 234 amino acids. Lineage: Eukaryota; Fungi; Ascomycota; Dothideomycetes; Pleosporales; Didymellaceae. The transcript is spliced from 3 exons.